AUGGGUAGCAGCUUCAUCUUCGUCUUGAUUCUUCUCCUCUCACUCCUGCCUUGGUCUCACUCAUUCUAUGGCGCCCUACCCCCAGAUCUUAAGAAGAAGGGAGAUACAGUUGAAGUAAUGGUUAAUAAGCUUUCAUCAAUCAGAUCACAGCUUUCGUAUGACUACUAUUUUCUCAAAUACUGCAAGCCUCCUGUAAUUAUCAACAGUUCAUUAAGCCUUGGACAAGCUCUUCGAGGUGACCGCAUCAAGAACUCGGUCUAUUCUUUCAAGAUGAGAGAGGACGAGUAUUGCAAAGUUGCCUGCCGUGUAGAACUUGAUGCUAAUUCUGCGAAGAAGUUUAAGGAAAAGAUUGAUGGUGAAUAUAAAGUUAACAUGAUUCUUGAUGAUCUCCCUGUUGCAGUUCCAAUUUAUGUGCAUGCAUUAAAGAUAUAUAGGCAAGGGUUCGUGGUUGGGAUGAAGGGACAUUAUGUUAGAGAUAAAGAAGAAAGACAUUUCAUUUACAACCACCUGCGUUUUAAAGUCAUUUAUCAUGAAGAUCCAGACACUGAUUAUGCUCACAUUGUCGGUUUUAAGGUCACGCCGUACAGUGUCAAUCACAAGUACAAGGAGUGGAAUGGUGAGAAGACUAAGCUUACCACAUGCCAGCGGAGCGCCAAUUUUUACAUUGGAGGCCGCUAUAGCAUACAAGAGAUUCAUACUAAUGAAGAAGUUGUUUUCACAUAUGAUGUAUCUUUUGAGUCCAGUAAUAUCAAGUGGGAAUCGCGUUGGGACGCAUACCUCUACCAGGGUGAUGAUCCAAUGCAUUGGUCUUCCAUGGUCAAUUCACUGAUAAUUGUGCUCUUCCUGUCUGGUGUGGUAGCCAUGGUUGUGAUGAGAACUCUUUACAAGGAUAUUACCAACUACAAUCAGUUGGAGACACAAGUUGAAGAAACAGGAUGGAAACUGAUCCAUGGAGAUGUCUUCAGGCCACCUGCCAAUGCUAAUAUUUUGUGUGUUUUUGUUGCGAAUGGUGUCCAAGUUUUUGGUACUGUGCUCUUCACGAUAGCUCCUGCAUUGCUUGGUUUCCUUUCACCUUCAAACAAAGGAGGGCUGAUUACAGCAAUGGUUCUUUUGUGGAUGUUCAUGGGCUUAUUUGGGGGGUACUCCUCGGCACGCUUGUACAAGAUGUUUAAAGGCACGCAGUGGAAGAAGAUUGCAUUCAAGACAGCCUUUAUGUUCCCCGCUACAUUUUUCGGGACUUUCUUCAUGUUGAAUACCUUCAUUUGGGGGGAGAAAUCCUCUAUUGCAGUGUCGUUUGGGACAAUGUUUUCUCUGCUGCUCUUGUGGUUUGGAAUAUCAGUACCAUUGGUAUUUGUAGGCAGUUACUUGGGGUUCAAAAUGCAAACAAUUGAGGAUCCAGUCAAUACCAAUGAAAUUGCAAGACAGAUUCCAGUGCGAGCAUGGUACAACUCAAAGAUGGUAUUGUCUGUGCUCAUCGGAGGCAUUCUACAGUUCGGACCAGUGUUCAUUGAGUUCUUCUUUAUCUGGACAUGCAUAUGGAUGGACCAGUUCUUCUACUCUUUCGGCUUCCUCCUCAUAUCCUUUGCCAUCCUUCUAGUCACUUGUUGUGAGAUAGCAAUUCUACUCUGCUACUUCCAACUUCGCAGCGAAGAUUACCAUUGGUGGUGGAGACCAUACUUGACUGCUGGCUCCUCUGCUCUUUACAUGUUUGCAUACUCCAUAUUCUAUUUCUUCACCAAACUGGACAUUGAAAAAUCAGCUUCUGCCAUCCUUUAUUUCGGGUACACGUUAAUGGGAUCCUUUGCCUUCUUUGUGUUGACUGGGACAAUCGGCUUCUAUGCAUGCUUCUGGUUUGUUAGGAAGAUCUACUCCUCUGUCAAGUUUGACUAAUCCAUGAGGACUUCGGCAACAUGCUAUUGACAUGUUGUAUUGAUAGGGGUGAAUGGUUGAAUGGUUUCUCAGUUAGGUAUUGGACAAGUUCUUGAAGCUGAACUUUGGGGACUUUUGAAAGGAAUGGAGAUGGCAUAGCAGCAUGGUUGCAACUCUUUGGAAGUUGAAGUAGAUUCUCUUGUUGCAGUCAAAUUGGUUCUUUCUGCUAUUGAUCACCUUCAUCCUCUCUACAGUCUUAUAGCAAAUUGCCAGGAGUUUCUUAGUAGGAAUUGGAAUGUGUCCCUUAUCCAUGUUUACAGAGAAAGUAAUUCAGUGGCUGACUUACCAGCAAGCAUUGGUCAUGGUUAUGAGCCUGGAUGCAGAUUCUUUAGCUCCCCUCCUAAUGAUGUUCUCUCCUGAAAGCUUAUUCUUCCGGCUCUUCCAAGCCUAGACUAGUUGCGUUUUAGGUUUCUUGUCCUUGCUUUCGGGCUCCAUGUCAUAAAAAAAUAAAAUAAAAAGAAGUUGGGACUGGGACUAU
Messenger RNA from Fragaria vesca subsp. vesca, 2407 nucleotides. Its product is annotated as transmembrane 9 superfamily member 4-like. Lineage: Eukaryota; Viridiplantae; Streptophyta; Magnoliopsida; Rosales; Rosaceae. The transcript is spliced from 7 exons. The record is from RefSeq and is a predicted model, not a curated record. The coding region runs from base 1 to 1890 and encodes 629 amino acids. Gene Ontology annotation, biological process: protein localization to membrane. Gene Ontology annotation, cellular component: membrane.